Messenger RNA from Schizophyllum commune H4-8, 5994 nucleotides. RefSeq lists its product as uncharacterized. The transcript has 21 exons. NCBI's taxonomy places the organism in Eukaryota, Fungi, Basidiomycota, Agaricomycetes, Agaricales, Schizophyllaceae. The record is from RefSeq and is a predicted model, not a curated record. Gene Ontology annotation, molecular function: high voltage-gated calcium channel activity. The coding region runs from base 1 to 5994 and encodes 1997 amino acids. Gene Ontology annotation, cellular component: voltage-gated calcium channel complex; membrane. Gene Ontology annotation, biological process: calcium ion import across plasma membrane.
AUGGACGGUCAGCGAGAGGACGAUGAGGCAGGGCUGGCUGCGAACGCGUCAGGAGCAGGAUGGGAUACCGAGGCAUCCGGCUCCACUCCACGCGCGCAAAGACGUACGGUACGCUAUAGCGUGUCGCCUUCGCCGCUCAGGAAAACGGGGACCGCGAUCAAAUCUGUGUCGCGUAACCUGCGUCGCGCCUCGCUCCGUGUUGUCAACCUGGCCGGCCAAGGACUGGAGAGCCAGAUACGCCUCCCCGACGGGAAUGGAGACGAGCCCGCGUCGGCAGCGCAGCAGAAGCAGGAGCAGGACGAUGCGUACGACGACCAGAUCCCCGACCUUACAAAGGCGCUACCGAUCCGCGGACGGACGUUGGGAUUCCUCGGGACUGAUAGCAAGCUGCGGCUUAAUUUCUAUCGCAUGCUCGUGUACCCGUGGACCGAGCCAUUCAUCCUCCUUCUCAUCAUCAUCAACGCUGUGGUCCUCACCAUCCAAGCCUCCCGCUCCCUUACAUUGAGUGACGACGACGACACACCCGCUCCCGUCACCGGCUACUUCCAUUCAUGGGAGGAUUACGCCCUCUUCGGUCUCUUCGUCUUCUAUACCGUCGAAGCCUUUGCACGCAUAUGUGUUUCUGGUUUUCUUCUCGACCCCGAAAUCCCCACAUCAUCAUUGUUCACAUCCCCAUUCACGUCUGACGAACCGCAACCCGUUGCGCCAACAAGCAACCUUGCUGCUCUUGCGCGGGCAAACUCCAUCGCCUCCCAACACCAGUCUCAUGGGCCUCUAACUCGGGGGCUUUCGAUCACGCAGCGAAUCAAACGGUUGAACCGCAAUCUCGCGCGUCCAUUCGCCCUUGCAGCAGGGACGUCAAUAGAAUCGCAACACCCAGCCGAGAUAGAUGGUCCCCAGUCGCGGAAUAAGCCAGAAGAAGCGGGAGUCACCACUACCACGCCUGUGACCGAGAAGAUCAAGGCCGUCGCGCAGGGCUUUCGCGAGCCCAAGUUCUUCAAGAAAGAGUCCGAUGCCAUAUCCUUGCCGUUUCGCCUUAGCGUUACCGUUGCGCACGAGAAGACGUAUAGGAACCUGCCGUACCUUCGACAGAGCUGGAACCGGAUCGACAUGCUGGCCAUCGUUGGCUUCUGGGUCUCGUUCUUAUUGGCGAUAUUGGGCUUGGAGCGCGGGGAGCACCAUAUUGGAAUUUUCCGCGCGCUGAGCGUGAUCAGGACGGCCAGACUUUUGGCUAUCACGUCGGGUACUACGACUAUCAUGCACUCACUCAAGACCGCACGUCCGCUGCUGACCAGCGUGGCGUACUUUGUACUUUUCGCGGGCAUGCUCUUUUCUAUUAUUGGCGUUCAGUCGUUCAGCGGGUCUUUGCGGCGCGCAUGCUACCUCCAGCCGGUCCUUGGUGAAGACGAAAUGCAGCUAGACGAUACGACAUGCGGGGGCUACGUUGAUCCGGACACCCUCAACGAGGUUCCCUAUAUAAUGCAAGAUGGCCAACAUUCGAAUACGGUGAAGGGCUACGUGUGUCCUCUUGGACAGAUUUGUCGGGAAUCCGAUCACAAUCCCUACAGCAACAUCGAGAGCUUCGACACCAUAUACUAUGCGGCACUGCAGGUCACAAUCGUGGCGUCUGCGAAUGGUUGGACCCCACUUAUGUACAACAUGAUCGACUCGGAGUACUUCGUGUCGUGCUUCUUCUUCAUCAUCUGCGUCAUCGUCCUCAACUUCUGGCUCAUCAAUCUCUUCGUCGCUGUUAUCACGAACACGUUCGCUGCUAUCAGAAAGGAGACAAAGCAUUCUGCUUUUGGCGCGGCACCCCUUCGCCCGAUCGCCGACGACGACGAGGAUGGCUGGGCAGGUCACGAAGGCCGACGAGGUCGCAUGACCAACCCAGCGAAGACCAUCUACGAGUAUACUCGUUAUGUAUGGGUUCUCCUCGCUCUCGCCUCUCUUAUUCUGCAAGCAUCACGUACAACAGAGGCUGGAGAAGCGCACUCGCAGGUGCUUUACUAUGGCGAGCUGGGCAUCACCAUCGCGUUCGACGUGGAGAUUGGCCUGCGCGUGCUUGCGACUCUACCGGACUGGCGCGAUUUCUUCCGCCACGGACAGAACUGGCUUGACACGGCGAUUGCGGUGGUUUCGACCAUCAUUCAGAUCCCUGCAAUCCAUAAUAGCGCGUUGUAUCCGUGGUUCACGGCUGUGCAGCUGAUGCGGUUCUACCGGGUGAUCUUGGUCGUGCCCAGGAUGAAGCCUUUGCUGCUCGCUGUGUUCGGGAACAUGUACGGUCUGGCCAACAUGACGCUGUUCCUCAUCCUGGUCAACUUCAUUGCGGCGUUGUUCGCACUGCAGCUGCUGCGCGGAGACGUGUCAGGGGACAACACCAUCAACUUCGGCCAGCUCUUCAACGCGUUCUUGGGCAUCUACCAGGUAUUCUCGAGCGAGAAUUGGACGGAUGUGCUCUAUACUGCGACGGACUCGGAGAUGCCCCUCGGACAAGCGGCCGUCGUCGCGCUAUUCGUGACAGUGUGGCUACUCUUUGCAAACUUUAUCAUACUGCAGAUGUUCAUCGCCGUCAUCAACGAGAACUUCGACGUCGCCGAAGAGGCCAAGUUGAGCAAGCAGGCAUCCAAUUACUGGGCUAGCCACCAGCCCGAACGACACCAAGCGAGCUGGUUCCGACGACUGAAUCCGUACCGAUGGGUGAGGGCGAACCCCGUCAAAGUGAAGGUUGAGAAUCUGCCGUCAAACCUUGUGCUGCCGAUGCAAAAGGCGCUUGUGCAAGACUACACGGUUGGCACGUCGGAUACUCGCUCGGUCAUGGACAGAAGCAUCAAGGGUAGCAUACGAGGCAAGAAACACUACCCCUCCAAGUCGCUAUCAGCCCUCCAGAAGCUCUUCGCGGGAGAUACCGCAUCCAACGAUGUGCCCAUGUCAACUCUGAAGCACGCGCGCUCCGAGACCCUCGCCGCGCUGAAUGAGCAGGACGACGAAGCCGAGCGACAUCUCGAGCUUCUCGCAGCGGUCAACACGGAUAACACUGCGGCUGAGGAUAUGAACGACGCGCUGUACGAACGCAAAGCCCAGAAGGCCGACUUCAUUCGUGAUCAUCCGACGUACGAUAAAACCUUCUGGCUGUUUUCGCAAAAGAACCCUCUGCGUCGGUGGUGCCAGAAAGUCGUGGAGCCGGCCAAUGGAGAGCGCAUAUUCGGCCAAUCGCCAUCGCCUAUAGCCCAUCCAAUCUUUCAGCUCAUACUGCUCCUGGCGGUGGCUGGCGGUAUCGCAGUGGAGAUUGUAGCCACGCCUCUAUACCGACGCGACUACUAUGCGGUCAAUGGGCAGAUUCGCGGCAGCUGGUUCGACAUCUGCGAGGCUGCCUUCGGCUUUACACUCGUAAUCGAGUUCUGUGUCAAGAUCAUCGCGGACGGCUUUCUCUUCACGCCCAACGCCUACAUCCGGAGCAUUUGGAACAUCCUGGACUUCUUCAUUAUGAUUGGGGUGUUGCUCAAUGUCAUCACCGGGCUCAUCUUCAUAGGAGGUCUGUCCCGCUUUACUCGCUCACUCAAGGCCCUGCGAGUGCUGCGACUGGUGACACUCAUCGAGAAGAUGCGAAGCACAUUCCAGAGCUUGAUCAUCUCUGGCGCGACCCGUAUCUUCGACGCCGCCGUCCUUGCCAUCCUGUACAUGAUUCCGUACGCCGUGUGGGGUCUCAACAUGUUUUCCGGGAAGAUGAACACCUGCAACGACGAGGAUGUGGACGGCAUGGCGGACUGCAUCGGCGAGUACACAACGACGGCAGUGGGGGAUUCGUUUGGUUUUCUGGCACCACGGUCAUGGGACAACCCGGCACCAUCGACGGUGUUUUCUUUCGACUCGUUCCCGGCGUCCCUCCUCAUUCUCUUUGAGAUUGUGUCCCUCGAAGGGUGGACGGAUGUAAUGGGAGUGGCCAUGAGCAUCACCGGAGAGAACUCUCAACCGCAGACGAACGCGUCACAGGUCAACGCUCUCUUCUUCAUAAUCUACAACCUGCUCGGCGGCGUUGUGAUCCUCACCCUCUUCGUCAGUAUCAUCAUCGGCAACUUCAGUUCAAAGACGGGGUCUGCCUUCCUGACGAAGCCCCAAAGGGAAUGGAUCGAUUUGCAGAAGCUCUUCAAGCGUCAGCGACCUUCUAAACGACCGAAGAAACCUCCAACAUGGGCUGUCCGUCGAUGGUGCUUCGACCGGGCCACUCAGAAGCACGGAUGGUGGUCGAGAUCGAUGACCUUUCUCUUCUUUCUCCACAUCGUCGCCUUGAUGACUCAGAGCUACACUCGCGCCAAUGUCACGGACACGAUCCGAAACGACUUCUUCCUGGCCAUCACCUUCAUCUAUAUCAUCGACGUGCUCGUCCGCUUCAUUGGUCUAGGGUGGUUGAGCUUUCGCGCCAACGGAUGGAACAUCUUCGACAUUAUCGUCGCCGUCGGCAGCUUCAUCACCACGCUCAUCGUCCGCUUCGGGGAGAGCGGCUUCGUUACGCAACAACUGCAGAAGCUCUUUCUCGUCAGCAUCGCCUUCAAGCUCGUGCAGAGGACCAAUAGUCUCAACAAGUUGUUUAAGACCGCUGUCUCGAGUUUGCCUGUCAUCCUGAGCCUGUUGGGUCUCUGGUUCAUCCUGUUCAUCUUCUUCGCCAUCCUCUUCGUCGAGGUGUUCAGUAUGACGAAGUGGGGAUCUGGUGAAAGUCGGGAUCAGAACUACAUGUCUGUUGGGAGCGCGCUGGUUAUGCUUGCCUUCAUGAGUACCGGAGAAGGCUGGAAUCAGUACAUGCACGAUUACGCUGUCGUGUAUCCGCGAUGUACGAAUUCCGGCUCCGAGGGCGAGUCCGACUGCGGCAGUGUGGGAUGGGCGUUCGUACUUUUCAUCGCGUGGAACCUGUUGAGCAUGUAUAUCUUCCUGAACAUGUUCACUGGUGUGGUCGUCGAGAACUUUUCGUACGUUUUCCAAACCACGACCGGCGGCGCCAAGUCGGUCACUCGUGAGGAGAUGCGCGCGUUCAAGAAGAUUUGGGCCCAGUACUCGAAUCCGAAGACCGGGUACCUGGAGAAGCAGAACUUCGUUCCAUUUUUCGGGAAACUCAGUGGCAUCUUCGAAGUCCGCAUCUACCCUCAGCAGUACAGCAUCCCUAACAUCAUCAACGCCGCCAAGGAGUCGUCGAACUCGGAGUACGCCUGGCCGUCGCUCGUAGUGGACGGCAUCGACAUAGGCAAGCUCAACAAGGUUCUGAACGAGAUUGACUAUGCGGCGAUCCGGAGGAGACGGGUAAUCUACAGUCGACUGUAUCACGAGGCGAGCAUAUCACACCAUGGAAGGGGGAUAUCCUUCACGGAUAUGCUGCUGCUGCUUGCGCACCACAAGUUGAUCGUCGACAGGGAGGCUUUGGUUUUGAAGGAUCUCGUCAAGCGGACCGAGACCAACAAGCUGGUCACCGACCUCGUCAACCUAGAUCGCGUACGGUCCUUGUUGAAGACGAUCACGUACAGGCGACGCUUCCUGGCGCACAAGCGACAGCUGCAAGCCGAGCGGUAUUCGCAGCAGGACAUCCCGUCCAUCGUUGUCGACACCCUGCCCACAACGCCACCAAGUUCCUCACGCGACAUCGCGUCCGCUCUCCAAGAUACGCCGGGCAGCCCGAGCCCCAGCCAAAGACGGUUCAACAGCGUGCAGGACCCGCGCUUUGGUUCGGGGGCGCUCGAUGGCAGGUGGAGCAUAUCCGACCGGCAGAGCACGUUCAGCGCAACGCCCGACGUGUCUCUGGCGUUGGAGGGCGGGCCGGGCUUGCAGCGCAGUCGCGGCGGGCCACGGUGGACCAGCGAUACAAGCUUCUUGUCGGGUGAUCUGGGCUACCUGACGCGCGACUCUGUGUCCGUAGACGAGGAUCCGCAAGGCGUGAUUAAUGCGAUGCAGAACUCGAUGUGGGGCGAUAUGCUUGACGAAGCUGCUGAGGAGGAAGAAGAGAAGCGAUAG